Molecule: messenger RNA, 3837 nt
Organism: Papilio polytes (common Mormon)
Lineage: Eukaryota; Metazoa; Arthropoda; Insecta; Lepidoptera; Papilionidae
Product: probable phospholipid-transporting ATPase IIB
Exons: 18
Coding region: 177-3185 (1002 amino acids)
Biological process (GO): endocytosis; phospholipid translocation; retrograde vesicle-mediated transport, Golgi to endoplasmic reticulum
Cellular component (GO): endosome; trans-Golgi network; plasma membrane
Molecular function (GO): ATP hydrolysis activity; ATPase-coupled intramembrane lipid carrier activity; ATP binding
Source: RefSeq, a predicted model, not a curated record
GCCUGAUGUCAGACUGUUCCAAACGUCAACAAAAGAGGUCAUUGUUAUGCAGUAUUGUGUUUAUUUAUCUGAAUUUGUUUCUCAUUACUAAUUAGGCUAAUGUUUAAUGUUUUGAACAAAGAUUUGUGUGUAAGAUAUAAAGUAUGAUAGUUUGAGUUGAUAAUAAAUUGACAAAUAUGGAAACUACUCCACUUUUGACACGACCCAAAAAGAAAUCCAUCUGGUCAAGAUUCCGUUUCACAAGGUUUCGUAAGAAGGAAUUUAAGUCUAGAGUAAUUUAUUUAGGACAAUUACCUGAAGAGGAUUAUCCAGCAAACCGUGUUUGUAAUCAGAAAUAUAGCAUUAUUACAUUCCUGCCAUUAGUACUGUUUGAACAGUUCCGCUUCUUCUUGAAUUUGUAUUUUCUUGUUAUGGCCUUGAGCCAGUUUAUACCGAGUAUAAGAAUCGGAUACUUGUACACAUACUGGGGGCCACUGUGCUUUGUGCUUGCUGUUACAUUGUUCAGGGAGGCUAUUGAUGACUUCAGAAGAUACAGAAGAGAUAAAGAAGUAAAUAGACAAAACUAUGAGCGUGUAGUUUUAGACACUCCAACAGAUGGAUACCGUCCAUUUUACACAGAGUAUGUGUCCGCAUCAGCUCUCAGAGUGGGUGACAUAGUAAUGCUUCACAAAGGUCAGAGGGUGCCAGCGGAUAUGAUAUUACUAAGGACUAAUGAGACUAUGGGCACUGUGUUUAUACGAACUGAUCAAUUGGACGGAGAGAUUGAUUGGAAAUUACGAAUACCAUUGCCUUCAACUCAAAAGCUGCCAACAGAUGCGCACCUACUAGAUAUAAAUGCACAGAUUUUUAUAGAAAAGCCAGAGAAAGAUAUCCAUUCCUUUAUCGGCACAUGUACCAGGUUGGAUGAAGAAGAAAGUGAUUCUCUAGAUAUUGAGAAUACACUUUGGAGUGGAUGUGUUGUUGCAUCGGGACAGGCCACCGGCUUGGUUAUAUAUACUGGUAUAGAAACUCGCAGUGUAAUGAACAAUGCAGUACCUAGGUCGAAAGUAGGACGUCUAGACCUACAGGUGAACGAUCUGACGAAAGUUCUGUUUGUUGCAACUAUACUCAUCUCCUUCUUACUGAUAACACUCAAAGGCUUUGAUGGACCCUGGUUUGGAUUCUUCUUCAGAUUUGUGUUGUUAUUUUCAUACAUUGUUCCAAUCAGUUUAAGAGUUAACCUAGACAUGGGGAAAGCGUUUUAUUCAUGGACGAUACAGCGAGACAAACAGAUUGAGGGUACGGUGAUGAGAUCCACAACUAUACCGGAAGAGCUCGGUCGGAUACAGUAUCUCCUCGCUGAUAAAACUGGCACAUUGACUAAGAACGAGAUGGUCUUCCAGAAACUUCAUUUACAAAAUGCAAUGUUUGAUAGAAAUAAUUUUCAUGAGGUGGAAGCAUUCCUGACCCAAUACAUAACGAACGACGUACCUUCCCUACCUACGUCGCCUACAGGCCAGGGUGCCUCGUCUACAGGCCGGGGCGCCUCGUCUCCAGGCCAGGACGCCUCGUCUCUAGGCCAGGGCGCCUCGUCUACGGGCCAGGGCGUCGCGCCCACGCCCCGACAGAUAUGGGAAGUGGUGCUUGCCAUCGCACUCUGCCACAACGUCACACCCGUCUAUGAUAUAGAGGACCAGAGAGCUGAUGAAGCUCAGUCAGACAUGGGCAGCUCUAUGAUGUCGGACAGCUGCGGGGGCGCGGUGCCGCAGCAGCAGCUGUGCGACUACCAGGCUGCCAGCCCUGACGAGGUCGCACUCGUCAAGUGGACAGACAUGAUGGGCGUGUCGCUGUACAGACGGGACUUACACAAUAUAUCUCUGAAGCUGCGCGCGGCCAACGAGAUCAUGCAAUUCAACAUACUGCAGGUCUUCCCCUUUACCAGCGAGAGCAAGAUGAUGGGCAUCAUUGUACAGGAGGAGAACUCUGGUGAGAUAACAUACUACGUGAAGGGCGCAGACGUGGCUCUAGGUCGUGCGGUGGGCGCGGUGGGCGCGGUGGGCGCGGCUGGAGGCGCGGGCUGGCUAGGCGCGGAGUGCAGUGCCCUCGCCGCUGAAGGCCUACGUACGCUCGUCGUCGCCAAGAAGACCAUGACCAAGAAUGAAUAUCUAGAGUUUGAGAGCGAGUACAACGAGGCCCGGCUGAGCGUGAUGUGCCGCAGCGAGCGCACGGCGGCGGCGCUGCGCGGGCUGCAGCGCGGCCUGCAGCUGCUGGGCCUCACCGGGGUGGAGGACCGCCUGGCGGAGGACGUGCCGCGCACCCUCGCUAUGCUACGCACUGCUAAUAUAAAGAUAUGGAUGUUGACGGGCGACAAGCUGGAGACGGCGCUGUGCAUCGCGCGGUCGCUGGCGCUGGGCGGCGGGCGGCGCUGGCUGAGCGCGCCCGAGUGCAGCUCGCGCAGCGACGCGCACCGCCUGCUGCGCGCGCUGCACGCCGCCGCGCACGACACAGACCUCAUCAUCGAGGGGGAGACGCUCGAGGUGUGCCUGCAGACGUACGAGGAGGAGGUGGUGGGCGUGCUGCAGCGCUGCAGCGGGGUGCACGUCUUGUUGUUAUUUUUUGUAAUUUCUCCGCAGGCGGUGUUUUCCGUGGUGUUCUACUUCUCUUCCGUGUCUCUCUACCCUGGCUUCCUCAUGGUCGGAUACGGCACUGUCUUCACAAUGCUGCCGGUGUUCUCUCUAGUACUUGAUAAAGAUAUACCAAGUUCGACUGCUCUUAGAUAUCCCCAGUUGUAUCGACAGCUGACUAAAGGAAGACAUCUCUCUUAUAAAACCUUCUACAUUUGGACUGGAAUAUCUAUAUAUCAAGGUGGUGUGAUAAUGUACGGCGCGCUGGUGCUGUUCGAGGAGCAGCUGAUCCACAUCGUGGAGAUCAGCUACACGGCGCUGAUCCUCACGGAGCUGAUCAUGGUGGCGCUCACCGUCGCCACCUGGCACCGCCUCAUGGCGCUGGCGGAGCUCCUCAGCCUCGCCAUGUACACCGCCACGCUGCUCAUCUUCACCACAUACUUUGACGCGGACUUCAUCCGUCACUGGGACUUCUGGUGGAAGGUGACGACCAUCACUUUAGUGUCCUGUCUACCCCUCUACGUGGUGAAGCAUAUGCACCGCAAGUGGCGUGACAGACAGUACAGGAACAUACGGAAAUGACCCCUAAUGUAUACGAAAUUAGGUCCAUAUUACAACUAUACUAACACCACAUGUGAUAUAAGAUUAGCUAGCUGAAAACAUCAAAUCAUAUACUCUUCAACAUUAGGGGCGCCAACCGCCCAGGGCGACGUAGAUUUCCGCCCAGGGCGACGUAGAUUUCCAUCCAAGGCUCUAGAACUAGAUCCGGCACUGCUUUUCCGAUUUUUUAUUAAUUCAAUUCUUACUUUUAGUAGCAUGACAUGACACUACACUUCGUCUUAGUAAAAAAAUAAUAAGUUAACCAAAAUAUUGGACUUAAAUAAACAAGAUGCCUUAAUAGUAAGAUUUAUCUGCCUUUUAAACUAAUCACACGGUUGUUAAUAAAAAUAAUUCAAUUUCAUAAAUACAAAUGCUAACAUAUAUAUUUUCUUGUAUGAUGAACUAGAAUAGAGUACAAGUGACAAAGCGUGCACACAAGUGUGGCCUCGCCUUAAAUCUAGACAAAUUUAUUUAUUCUUAUAUUAAAAUAUGAUGUAUAAGAGUCCGUGUACAGACUUCCAUACAUGAUCAUAAUUAAAUGCCUAAAUCAACGGAUAGUUUUAACAGUGGUAGUGCCUGCUUUAACAUGUUAGCACUGCAGGGCCGGCUCGCCCCCAGUAAUACCACGACCACA